Messenger RNA from Daktulosphaira vitifoliae (grape phylloxera), 1770 nucleotides. RefSeq lists its product as uncharacterized. NCBI's taxonomy places the organism in Eukaryota, Metazoa, Arthropoda, Insecta, Hemiptera, Phylloxeridae. The transcript has 2 exons. Bases 433 to 1110 code for a protein of 225 amino acids. The record is from RefSeq and is a predicted model, not a curated record.
CAUUUAACAAGGCCUCGCCUGCGUACUAGCUACUGCCGUGUGCGUCAUUGUGUAUUCGACGUCGAAUAUUCGUAGUGUUGUUACCAUCUUAUUGCGACGUUUGACAUACGGUCGUGGUUUUACAUAAUGGUCAUUGUUCGAAUUAUCUGACAGACCACAGACUGAACCGUACACAACGUGACUGUUAUAAGUUGGUUUUGCUACAUUAGUGUUUUGUUUAACGAUUUAUUUAGUAGCGCACGUCAUAUCGUCGUCGGCUUAUGAAAUAUUUUCCUAAACGAAAAAGACAUUUAUUUCGGUUAUUUUAUUUACGACUAACAUUAAGUAAAUUUGACUCGGCUGAAGGCAAAGUAAACGAUCGUCCGACGGAGCAUAUAUCGUCUCGACAAGGUUGAAUUUGUUCAUUGAGUGUAAUAAACAAUAUUUAGUUAAAUGGAUAUAACAAAAAUGUACAAGCCAGUGCGCCAAAGAAGAAAUAGCCUUCCAAGUAAUUCUCAUAGAAGUAAAACUAAAGUUUUACCUAAAACAGAUUUUCAUACUCCAAAAAGUUUUAAAAUGAACCAUGAGCAUAAAAAACCUAAAUUUAGAACACCUAAUUGUGUAAAACAUCUUAGCUAUGAAGAAACACAUUUUCAGAAUAAAAAUACCAGAAACAUUGUUGAUCAAAGUUUAUCAGAUGGUGAUGUUACUGAUGAUAGAUCAAUGUUUCAUAAAGAUGUUAAAAAAGCUCAUUAUGUUAAAGACAAAAGACCAAAUUUAAUGCGAUCACAACCUAUUGAUACUCCUUCCAAGCGCUUACAAGAUGUACCAUUACAUCACUCACCACCUUCAUAUGAGUCGCCCAAGAAAUAUGGGCACUGUAAAAAAUUUAAAGAAGAUGAUAUUGAAAAGAUGGUUGUUGAAAAAUAUGCUUUACUUAAACAACUAAUGAAUAUGAAUGAACGUUGCAGAUCACCAAAUGGUGACAACUUUUAUGCAGGAGCAAAAUUCAGUAAUUGCCCCUCACCUGGAGAUUUACCAUUGCCACCUAUGCAAUGGUUAAACUCGUGCCAAGCUGAGGCAAAAAAAUUACAAAAAACAACACCUCUACUCUUCAACAUAACUAUCUAAUCAGUCUUCGCAAUUUAACUAUUGACAAUUGUUGUAUUGUUAUUAUUAUUCAUGUUAUGUUUUUACACAAUUAUUUCUAUUGUGAUUUUCCUUCAUUUAACGUGAAUAGCUCCCAUCUUUUCUGUUUUGUAAUAAAAAAAAAAAAAUGAUCAUAGUUUUUCAAUAAUUUCUCCUCAAGUCUUUUUAAAUGUUAAAUUAACUCAAUAGAAUCAAUUUUUGUUUGUUUUAAUGAAAUUUUAUUGCCUCUUAGUAAUAUUUUCAAUACUUUACCAGUCUAUUAUUUUUAAGUAAUUUUAAGUAACAAAAUUAUUUAAUUUUAAAAAUUGUUUUUUCCUUUUUAAAUUGUUUAGUGACAAAACUCAUCAUUGACUGAUUGUUGCAUCAGUGUCUAGUCACAUAUUUAGGUGAGCUAAAAAUACAAUAAAAAUUUUAGUAUCCUAGUUAGUAUGAUGAAGACAAAAAACUCUAAUUUUAAAGUCCUAUAAUGUAAUUGAAUUGCUGAUUAAUCCAAUAAAUAUUAUAGAAUUGUAUCAAAAUAAAAAUCCAAUAGUUUGUAAAAAAAAAAAAUAAUAAUUUAAAAAAAAAAAUGUAAAAUUCUAUUUUUGAUGCAGUCAAAAUUCACUUGUUUAUGUGAUAUUUGUAUGUUUUGUAAAAUCAGCA